UGGCAGUCAAGCGUAACACUCAAACGCAACAGUUUAGUUUUUUAAAUAUUUUAUCAAUCAACAAUAAUAAAAAAAUAAAUAUUAUAAUUAAUUAUAAACAAUUUAAAUUGUGUUUAAAAAAAAAAAAAAAAAAAACUACCUACUCAAUUAAAUAAACAAAUAAACAAACAAUAAAAACAUUGAUUGUGAAAAAAAUAUAUUAAAUUGUGCAUAUAAAAUGUAAUUAAGUGAAUUAAUUUAAAAAAAAAAAUUAAAAUAAAUUAAAUUAAAAAUGAAAAACGAAGUAGAAUCAUCAUCUUUACAUGUUCAUGAUCAUCAUCAUCAUCAUAAUGAUACAUCAACAAAUAUUAUUAAUAGAAAUAUAAAUAAAUUUGAUCAUCAAUCAAGUAUUAUAUCAAGUUUAUCACAUCAAAGUGAAAAUAUAUUAGUUACAAAUAAUUUAUUAGAAACAACAACAACAACAACAACAUCAUCAUCAUCAUCAACAUCAACACGUAAAUCAGGUACACGACGUCAAGAAAAACCACCAUAUUCAUAUAUUGCAUUAAUUGUAAUGGCAAUACAAUCAAGUCCAGAUCGUAGAUUAACAUUAUCAGAAAUAUAUACAUUUUUACAACAAAGAUUUCCAUUUUUUCGUGGUACAUAUCAAGGAUGGAAAAAUUCAGUAAGACAUAAUCUAAGUUUAAAUGAGUGUUUUAUUAAAUUACCAAAAGGUUUAGGUAGACCUGGUAAAGGACAUUAUUGGACAAUUGAUCCAGCAAGUGAAUAUAUGUUUGAAGAAGGAAGUUUUCGUCGAAGACCAAGAGGUUUUAGAAGAAAAUGUCAAGCAUUAAAACCACAAUAUUCACAAUAUUUUGGUAGUGUACCAAGUGUUGGUUUAACAAGUGCAAUACAAACAUCUGGAUAUGAUAAUUUAACAAAUGGAUGUGUUGAUUAUACAAAUAGUUAUCAAAAUCAAUAUCAAAAUUAUCAAGAUUAUCAAAUGUAUGGAAGUGGAGGUGGUGGUGGUGGUGGUAAUGUAAGUGGUAUUAAUGAUUGGAGUUAUCUUGAACCGCCAUAUAAAGCUCCACCACCACCACCACCAUCAAUUGCUGAAGUUACAUAUAAAACAACUGAAGUUACAUAUAAAACUGGUGAACCAUCAUUAUAUAGAAAUACUGAUAUUGCAUUUAAAAAUGAACCAUUUACAAGAAAUACAAAUGAACAAAUAACAUAUCGUUCAAAUAAUGAUAUAUUUGGUAUUAAACAAGAUCAUUUACAUCAAGUUAAUCAACAAAAUAAUGAAUUAUCAUCAUCAUCAUCAUAUAAAACAGAAAAUGAACAUCAAGAUAAUAAUGUUAAUUGUAAUUUUAAAAAUAUACAAAAUACAAAUUUAACAAAUCAACAUAUUCCAACACAAGAUUAUUAUGUUGGUUAUGGUUUGGCGGGAAAUUCAACAAAUAUUAAUCUUUCAACAAUGAGAAAUAUACAAACACAUACAGGAGGUGGUACUAGUCCAGCUGGUAAUUCAAGCACAAAUAAUAUUGAAUGUCCAACUUCUGUUGCUGAUCAUGCACUGAGAAUUCAAUGUGCAACAAGUUCAUCAUCAAAUAGUUCUGGUGGUGGUCUUAUCGAAAGAAAUCCUUCAUACUUUAGUCACUCAUUAAAUUUGAGUAAUAUAGGAGCACUAAGUAUUGGAUCAAAUAUUCAUUCAACAAGCUCACCUGCAAGUGGAUUAUACUACGAUCAACACAAGUACUCAUCAAUGUAAAAAAAAUAAAUACCAAUGAUUAAAAAAAAAAAAAUUAAAUUAAA
Aphidius gifuensis is the source of this 1794-nucleotide messenger RNA. Its product is annotated as forkhead box protein F1-like. The transcript has 2 exons. Gene Ontology annotation, biological process: regulation of transcription by RNA polymerase II; animal organ morphogenesis. Bases 272 to 1750 code for a protein of 492 amino acids. NCBI's taxonomy places the organism in Eukaryota, Metazoa, Arthropoda, Insecta, Hymenoptera, Braconidae. Gene Ontology annotation, molecular function: DNA-binding transcription factor activity, RNA polymerase II-specific; RNA polymerase II cis-regulatory region sequence-specific DNA binding. Gene Ontology annotation, cellular component: nucleus. The record is from RefSeq and is a predicted model, not a curated record.